This is a messenger RNA of Drosophila bipectinata, 4341 nucleotides long. RefSeq names its product tonalli (gene tna). Gene Ontology annotation, cellular component: chromatin. Gene Ontology annotation, molecular function: zinc ion binding; SUMO ligase activity. Gene Ontology annotation, biological process: protein sumoylation; regulation of transcription by RNA polymerase II. NCBI's taxonomy places the organism in Eukaryota, Metazoa, Arthropoda, Insecta, Diptera, Drosophilidae. The record is from RefSeq and is a predicted model, not a curated record.
AAACCGCAAAAAGUAAACAAAGCACUGAAUUUUGCAAAAAAAAAAAUAAAAAGUGACAAAAAGUAAACAAACAAAAUUUCUUGGAUACUUAAUAUUAGUGACCAAUUGAAUAUCAAAACAAACAAACCACACAUCGAGCACACAUUUUUUGGAUUAAGUGCCACAAAGUUCCUGUUGCAACAUCAACAACAAACAAAACACACAACAACAACCCAGCAGCAACAUCAACAACUCGGAUUACUAAAAACAACAGUAUUAUUGCUUAAAACUAGCACAAAAAUUUAUGAAAAAAAAAGAAAUAUUUUUAAACAACUUGCUAGGCAACCAAAAAAAAUUAAAUAAAAACAACAACAACUAAACUUGUGCAACAUCCCAAAACAAAUGUGAAAGCGUAACAAUCAAAUAAGUAAAAAGUGAACAAAAAAAAGAAAAAAAGUGAAAAGUAAGAGUAGUAGGGAGUGUGUGAGAAAGCCAAGUGAUCGAAAAUGCUGCAGUGAACUUUUUCCAAAAAAACAAAAUAUAAACAAACAUCCAAACAACAACAACUUGAAGAAAUUCUAUUCACAACAAGAGCAACAGCAGCACUGAGAGACAAGUGUGUGUUGUCUGUCCCAUGUAUUUGUUGAUGCCAUGCAAUUGAUUGUUGACAAAAUUCCCAUGUAUUCCAAACAAACAACGAAGCGCAAUUCCAAAAAGAAAAAUGAUGAAAUGAACCAGCAGGCAGGCUCCUCAAGGGCGCCAGCCACCGGGGGCCAAAUCUCACCGCCAGGUGCCAGCACAGCCGGCUUGGACCAGCAGCAACAGCAACAACAACAGCAGCAGCAUCAGUUGCAACAACAGCAGUACUACAAUCAGCAACAGCAGCAACACCAGUACCAGCAACAACAUCAACGUGAAAAUUUUUUGGCAUACCAGCAACAGCAACAACAACAGCAGCAGCAAACGCCACAACAACGAUCGGUAGGUGGCGCUGGUAACUUUAUGCUGGGCAAUGACCUUGGCGGCGGCGACAGCCUGCGCAGCCUAAACAACACCUUCGGUCCAAACUCUGAGUUCACGUCCCUUGGAGGAGUUGGAAACUCGACAAACUCCUCGCUGAACAGUCUCAGCAACUCCAACGGACAAAGUUAUCCCGGAAUGAUUGCUGCCAACCAGCAGCAGCAACAGCAACAGCUCCACCAGCAACAGCAACACCACCCACAGCAGCAGCAACAGCACAUCUCCAAUAUGGAUGCCAUGGGCGGUUAUAGUCAGAUGGGUGGCGGCAUGCAUCCCGGUCCCAAUAGCGGAAUGAUGGGCAACAUGAAUGGCCAGUACAUGAACGGCGGUUCCAGCCAAGGUGGCUACAACGGAAGCCAGGGCAUGGGCAUGGGCUACGGCGGAGGCGGUAACAUCGGACCCCAGAGGCAUCAUCAAAUGACGCCCAUGAACCAGAUGCAGAACAUGUCGAUGGGAGGCGGAGGCAGUGGCAUGGGCGGUGGCAUGAACCCCAUGCAGCAGCAGUCGGCGCAACAGCAGAUGGGCGGCAUGAACCCGAUGGCCAAGAUGCAGGGCAUGGCCAACGGCGGCUACCCCCAGCAGGCGCCACCCUCCCUCUCGCAGCAACAGCAACAGCGGCGCAUGGCCCCCUACCCCCACCCCCAGAUGCACAUGGCCCAGAAGCGUGCGGCGGCGGCGGGCGGAGCGGGAGGUGUGGGAGGCGUGGGUGUCGGAGGCAUGUACCCCAACAACCCCAUGCAGCAGCAACAGGCCCAGAUGUACGGCAACCAGCAGAUGCAUCCCGGCGCCGGAGGAGUUCCCCUGCCCAUGCAGGCGGGCGGAGCAGGCAACGGCUACGGCCGUGGCGGACCCAUGGGCGCUGGCAACGGGAGCUAUGGCCGCAUGUCCGCCAGCAACGGAAUGGGUCCGAGCGGCGGUCCCGUUAUGGGACCCAUGGGUCCCGGCGGUAUGGGUCCUGGACCCGGUUGCAUGAGCCAGCAGCGCUUCAUGCCCCAGGGUUCCGGUGGCGCCGGUGGUAUGCCCGGUGUGGGCUACGGCGGAAGCGGAGGACCCGGCUCCCACCAGGGUCAGUUCUACCCGGGCAGCGGCCAGAGCGGCGGUAUGCAGCAGGGAGGUGGCAUGUGCCCGGCGGGUCCGGGUGGCGUGUCCACCACCGGCAAUCCCUACCAGAACCAAGGUUUCCAGCAAAACUAUCAGCACAGUCCAGUUCCUGGCAAUCCCACGCCACCCCUGACACCCGCCUGCAGUGUGCCGUAUGUCAGCCCAAAUCCGGACAUUAAGCCACCCAUGGACAACAGCGAAGAAAUGAGACUGACAUUCCCGGUACGCGACGGCAUCAUCCUGGCUCCGUUCCGCCUCUUGCACAAUCUUUCUGUCAGCAACCAUGUGUUUCAUCUCAAGCAGAAUGUCUACAACACGCUGAUGUGCAGAACCGAUCUGGAGCUGCAGCUGAAGUGCUUCCACCAGGAUGACCGGCAAAUGAAUACCAACUGGCCCCACACAGUCACCGUCUCCGCGAAUGCCACUCCCCUGAACAUCGAGCGGUCAGAGAAGAACAGCACCGCCCUGCGUCCCCUCUACUUGAAGGCGGUAUGCCAGCCAGGACGAAAUACCCUCCAGCUGACAGCCAGUUCCUGCUGUUGUUCACACCUGUUCGUGCUGCAGCUAGUCCAUCGACCGUCGGUGCGUCAGGUGCUGCAGACGUUGCACAAACGGAACCUGCUCCCAUUGGAGCACAGCGUGCAAAAGAUCAAGCGCAACCUGAGCCUGCCCAGCGUUGAGGGCCAGACUCCCGGUGGCGCCGAUGCCGCCCAAGCGUCGCAACAGUGCGCCAAGAUCUCAUUGAAGUGCCCCAUCACCAAGUCUCGAAUCCGACUCCCGGCCAGGGGACACGAGUGCAAGCACGUCCAGUGCUUCGACCUGGAGGCCUAUCUGAUGAUCAACAGUGAACGGGGCUCGUGGCGGUGCCCCGAGUGCAGCAAGUCGGCCAUUACCGACACCCUGGAGAUCGAUCAGUACAUCUGGGCCAUACUCAACACCUUGAGCAACUCGGACGUGGACGAGGUGGUCAUCGACUCGUCGGCCAACUGGCGGGCGUUACAGCACAACGGUGGCAUGCCAAAUGCCCCGCCACCCUCGAAUGUUCCUACCAAUCCCAGCAACGCUAACAGCAACAACAACAACAAUCCCAAUCCCGUCAGCAGCAACGGCACUGGCAGUAACGGCAACGGAACCCCCGGAAUGCCAAACAUCAAGCAGGAGUUGUGCGACGACAUUGCCAAAGUCAUGUCUCCGGGAUCCACGCAGCUCCCGACCUGGGACAAUGCGCAGGCUAUGAGUCCCUACAACAUGCACGACAUGAACUCCAUUGCCAAUGGCAACAUGAUGGGAAACGGCAGCAAUCCCAACCAGCAUGGCAAUCGCAGCAGCUAUGACGGCUUCAGUGGCAACCACAGCGACGGCAGUGGAGGAUUGACUGGAAGUGAUGGGGGGGUUAACUCCUUGGAUCAACUAAAUGCCAUGGAGAAGUCUCUGAGCGAUCAGAUGCCACACACCCCGCAUACUCCUGGGGCAGCCAGCCAUCCGAUGACCCCCGGCGGUCCUCCAAGUGUCAGUAGCUCGCACAAUGAGCCCAUUAGUACACCCAAUGCCAAUGGCACCACCAACGGCAACAACAGCAGCAGCACCGGCCACAACUCCCCCCAGACGCCGGGCACGCCCAGCCGGAUGGGUGGAUCGGGCGGCAUGUCGAGCGGAGCUGAUAGCCAGGAGCAGCUCCUCAACUCGCUGAUGAGCAGCCAAACCCAAAUGAAGUUCCCCGAAAGCGAUCUGAGUGCUGAUCUGCAGAGCUUUGAUGCUGCGGCAGCGAGUAUCAAUGAUACAGCGCACGAUUUGAAUCUUCUACAGGAUGUGGAUCCUAUGGAAAUCCUUUCGUACCUGGAUCCACAGCCCGACCUCAACACUCCGCCCUCGAGUGGCAGCAGCAACAACAACGCCAGCGACGACUUGCUGGCCACGUUAUUCGACUAAGCCAGUUAUGGGCAGAGAGUUGGAUAAUUGAUUUUGGCCGAAAUACCAUAAAUUGUACAUAGUAUUAUUAAUUUUAAUGAAAUGUGCACUAGAAGCCAGUGGCGCAACCAACAGUUUCGUUUCCUCACACAAACCAACAGUAACACAAUUUAAAAUUUAAAUAUGAAAUGAAAUGAAAACUAUUACAACACAGAAAAAUAAAUCGAAGCGGAAAUUUGAAUUUGCCCGUGUUGAAAAACAAUGAAAUGUGAUUUAAAAAUUAAUUAAUUAAAUUAAUUGGCAUUUAAUUUAAAGCUAACUAAAGAAAGAAAG